AUGGAGAACAGAAUGUUGGUAAGAUUAGGAGUAACUAGUGAGUACUAUAUGGAGAACAGAAUGUUGGUAAGAUUAGGAGUAACUAGUGAGUACUAUAUGGAGAACAGAAUGUUGGUAAGAUUAGGAGUAACUACUGAACCUACUGGAGUACACACUAUACAAGCUGAACCUACUGGAGUACACACUAUACAAGCUGAACCUACCGGAGUAAACACUUUACAAGCUGAACCUAUUGGAGUACACACUAUACAAGCUGAACCUACUGGAGUACACACUAUACAAGCUAAACCUAUUGGAGUACACACUAGACAAGCUAAACCUAUUGGAGCACACACUAUACAAGCUAAACCUAUUGGAGUACACACUUUACAAGCUGAACCUAUUGGAGUACACACUAUACAAGCUGAACCUAUUGGAGUACACACUAUACAAGCUAAACCUAUUGGAGUACACACUAUACAAGCUAAACCUAUUGGAGUACACACUAUACAAGCUAAACCUACUGGAGUACACACUAUACAAGCUAAACCUAAUGGAGUACACACUAUACAAGCUGAACCUAUUGGAGUACACACUAUACAAGCUGAACCUAGCGGAGUAAACACUAUACAAGCUGAACCUACCGGAGUACACACUAUACAAGCUGAACCUAUCGGAGUACACACUAUACAAGCUGAACCUAUUGGAGUAAACACUAUACAAGCUGAACCUACCGGAGUACACACUAUACAAGCUGAACCUAUUGGAGUACACACUAUACAAGCUGAACCUACCGGAGAAAACACUAUACAAGCUGAACCUACUGGAGUAAACACUAUACAAGCUCAACCUAUCGGAGUAAACACUAUACAAGCUGAACCUAUCGGAGUAAACACUAUACAAGCUGAACCUACCGGAGUAAACAAAGUUGAACCCCAGCGUAAACCUGGGAAAAUUUUAAACCCAUCAUAA
Eurytemora carolleeae is the source of this 951-nucleotide messenger RNA. RefSeq names its product LWamide neuropeptides-like. Bases 1 to 951 code for a protein of 316 amino acids. NCBI's taxonomy places the organism in Eukaryota, Metazoa, Arthropoda, Copepoda, Calanoida, Temoridae. The record is from RefSeq and is a predicted model, not a curated record. The transcript has 2 exons.